Ctenopharyngodon idella (grass carp) is the source of this 3235-nucleotide messenger RNA. RefSeq names its product dual specificity phosphatase 3b (gene dusp3b). The transcript is spliced from 3 exons. Gene Ontology annotation, molecular function: protein tyrosine/serine/threonine phosphatase activity; MAP kinase phosphatase activity. Lineage: Eukaryota; Metazoa; Chordata; Actinopteri; Cypriniformes; Xenocyprididae. Gene Ontology annotation, cellular component: cytoplasm. Gene Ontology annotation, biological process: protein dephosphorylation; negative regulation of MAPK cascade. The record is from RefSeq and is a predicted model, not a curated record. The coding region runs from base 301 to 852 and encodes 183 amino acids.
AGACUGUCCUAUGCCAUCUAGUGGUUUGAAAACACACAACGAGGGUAAUAGCUUUGGGUGUUUGACUGAAGUUAACUCUCUCUAGGCCUAACAAACAAAAACAGCUAACAGAUUAAUGUGAACAGCUUUAGUAUUAUGUUGAGCUGGAUACUGACCUCUGGACUGAAAACAUUAGACCAUUAUUUAAUACUCUAGAAGAUGAUACAAUGAAGAUGGAACUGGAUUACAGAAAAUCACUUCAGCAUUGAGGCCUGAGGAACAACAGUUUCUGCUUGAAAGGCAGUUUAUCUUCAGCUAGACAUGGCAGACUAUGAAGUGUCUGUUCAACAGCUCAAUGAUCUGUUGACAGAUGAAAACGGAGACUUCUGUAUGCCCUCCAAACAUUUUAAUGAAGUCUACCCCGGGAUACUCCUAGGAAAUGAGUCUGUAGCCACAAAUGUAACACGUUUGCUUCAGCUGGGAGUGACGCACAUCCUCAAUGCUGCAGAAGGCCAAUCGGACAUGCAUGUGAACACGGAUGCAGAGUUCUACGCAGACACUGGGAUCAUCUAUCAUGGGAUACCAGCCUUUGACACUGACCAUUUUGACCUCAGUGUAUAUUUUGAAGAGGCUUCUAAUUUUAUUGAAAGAGCUCUGGCAAUAAAAGGUAAAGUGUAUGUACACUGUCAGAAAGGCUACAGUCGAUCGGCUGCAUUAGUCAUCGCACACCUGAUGCUGCAGCACAGGAUGGAUUUACGAACGGCUGUGGCCACAGUAAGAGAGAAACGGGAGAUCGGACCCAAUGAUGGAUUCCUGCGCCAGCUCUGCCAGCUAAACGAUUGGCUGGAUGGUGAAGGAAGGCUGGGUGAUUAAUACCUAAAUAAAUCUGUGUUUUUAUCAGUUAAACGUUAGUAGUUAGUAGUGCAAAACAAUUCUGGUAAGUAUUUAGUUUGCCAUUUGGAAUGACUGUUUUCUUCAUCUCUAAAGUGGCUCCUGCCCUCUAGUGGUACUGGAAAUCAGAGUUUAGGACAGAAAUUUUUGCUACACACACACUUUUAGUACCCCAUGAUAAUAAUUACAGUUUUGUAAUCAAACACAAGAGGUCUUUGCAACAGACAACAGUCAUUUAUUAAACAAUUUAAAGUGAAAGUAGCACACAUACCUGAGUUACUCUGAAACCCCUCCCACAUUUUCUGCUUUCCACUGAUUGGUAUUGAGCAUAUUAAUAUAAUGUGAUUGUGUAGCUGCAAAUAGGACAUUUUUUAUUUAUUUUACUUGGUUCCUGCAUGUGAAAAUAUUAUCUUAACUGUAAAAUUAUUUACUACAUGCAAAAAUAACAGCUGAAAGCAAAUAUCUUAAAAAUAUAUAUUAUUUUUUUUUUUUUUUUGACCAAGCUACAGUCCAAUAAUGGUUAGCAUUUUGAGAAUCUAUUUCACCUCUCUCCAAAUAAAGAUGAAAUAUAAAAAAAAGGGGGGGAAAAAAAUCUGCAUUACAUCCACUAAUCCACUGAACAGAGGCAUUGGGGGGAACCUCACAGUCCCUUCACAUCCAUUACAGGUUGGUACUAUGACACAAUUUAAUAGAAGGAUAAUGUACAAUGCUACAAAGAAUGAUUUAACAGCAGUUCUGCACGCUGGACUAGAUGGUGUACCACGGACCCAAAGAGGAGAGGGCAUCUCAACAACUUCCUGUAUUAGCAUGGUUAAUGUAAAGCACAUUGAUUAUGCUCCACAAGUGAGAAAAGGACACAAACAUUUGUGCAAGCAUCAUUGUCUUUGUCAUUAUAUAGAGCUAUUUGUGGUAGAGAGAAUGCAGAUAAAAGCACUGCUAAAAUACAACAAUAAUGUACAUAUAUUUCACUUAUUGAACAUAAAAAGGCCUAUUACGCUAAAACAAAGGCCAGUGAAGUGCCUGCGGUGAGGAUGAGGAUGGUUUCUUACAGUAAGUGAGGUCCUGUUGUGUAUUAGACCCUGCUGAAUAUUACAGUUUGAGGUACUGGUGAUGGUGGUUUAGCUUUAAAAAAACACAUCUUCAGAACUGCUGCAGAUGUGUCCUUUUAUAGUUGGAUAAAAAUCUUAGCAUACACUAACAUUAACAUUCAUCAUUCACUCCAGUCUGUCACAUCAUGGCAGCUUGUGUGUUGGUUAAGAUACUGGAGGAGUGAGAAUUACUGUUUAAUAUUGACACAAAUAUGACAAUGAGUCUAUGCUGAACUCACCCUCUUAUAUCGUUUGCAUGUGAGGUAUGAAGGUUUGAAAUAAUAGAAAUCACUACAAGAGAAUCUUGAUAUGGGAGACAGCCGUCAUGAAUACUAAUGAAGUGUGUCAAAUCAAACGCAUGAGAAGCACAAUGGCCAUCCACACUGAGCACUUACACACCCACAGUACAGUUCAGAUUGAAAGCAUCUACAAAAAAAGCACAGUGUCUAAAAUAAACUUUAGUUUUGCUCUGAACAAUUGCUCGUAACAAUCUAUUGACUCCUACUUCCAUAAACAGCCUGCAAAUGUGUCACGUCCACUCAGCAUAAAAUACAGCAAGUAUUCUGAGUAAAGAAUGAGUGUUUUCUUUUCUUCUCUCAUCAGAAGAUGUAGAGGGUAUUUUUUUUUUAAUGGAAUGCCAGGUCUUCACACAGAACUCAAAAAUGACUUGCUACAUUGCAGACUGUGGACAUGUAGAUGACAAGGGAUUUAAUAGAGUGAGUGAAUUUUCCAGAGGUCUGCUGAAAGACCGUUUUUAAGAUCUAUUAAAGGAGUCAUAGCAUUAUUUACAUUUUUCCCCCUGAGGUGCACUUAUUUAUUUAUUUAUGCUCCAACAACAGUCAAAUUUUUUAUUUCUAAUGGUUCUUAUGCCUUUAAGUCAUCUACAUAAACUUUUUUCACAUAUGAAAUGAGAAAUUAAUUUUUUCUUGUUCUCAUCUGUAAACUGGAUUCGAUCUUCCCUGGAACCUUCUUAAAAAUAAACUCAUUUCCUAAAGGGAUAGUUGACCCAAAAAAAUAAAAUUCUGGCAUCAUUUAUUCACCCUCAUGUUGUUCCAGACUUCCUAUCAUCUUUUGAAGAUAUUUUUAAUAUCCUCUCAUCAUUUUUGUCUAUCCACUGAAAGCCCACAAAACCAGAAUCUGUGUUUGAAGAUGAACAUAAGUUUUGUGGGUUUGGAACGACAUGAGGAAAAUGUUAAUUUUUGGUUGAACUAUCCGUUUAAAGGAUUAGUUUAGUUCACCCAAAAAUUAAAAUUCUGUCAUUAAUAACUCACCCUAAU